Arabidopsis thaliana (thale cress) is the source of this 2265-nucleotide messenger RNA. Its product is annotated as Subtilisin-like serine endopeptidase family protein. The transcript is spliced from 9 exons. NCBI's taxonomy places the organism in Eukaryota, Viridiplantae, Streptophyta, Magnoliopsida, Brassicales, Brassicaceae. The record is from RefSeq and is marked reviewed. Gene Ontology annotation, biological process: proteolysis. Bases 1 to 2265 code for a protein of 754 amino acids. Gene Ontology annotation, molecular function: serine-type peptidase activity; serine-type endopeptidase activity. Gene Ontology annotation, cellular component: extracellular region.
AUGAAACGGAUUUUUGGUAUUUUCAUUUUCCUUUCCCUUCUCCUCUUUCUCGUUCCUCUCUUAGCUUCAUGCACUAAAGAGAAGCAGCUAAGAGAGGAACGAGCCUCUAGCAUCAAUGGCUUCGCGGCUGAGCUAACACCGGAUCAAGCCUCUAGACUCAAAGAACUCAAAGAAGUUGUAUCGGUAUUCAAGAGCGAUCCGAGAAAGUAUAAGAUCCAUACGACAAGAUCAUGGGAAUUUGUAGGGUUAAAGGAGGAAGAAGGCGAAGAUUAUCGUAGUGACGGUGAUGCCCCACGUCACAAAUAUGAUGUAAAUGACCGGUUUCGUGUCGGGAGAAAGUUCUUGAAGAAUGCAAAACACGGCGAUGGGGUCAUAGUUGGUCUUAUCGAUAGUGGGGUGUGGCCAGAAUCAAGGAGUUUCGAUGACAAAGGAAUGGGACCAAUUCCAGAAUCUUGGAAAGGAAUCUGCCAAACCGGUGUUGCCUUCAACUCUUCCCAUUGUAAUCGGUACUAUGCAAGAGGGUACGAGAGAUAUUACGGACCGUUCAAUGCCGAAGCUAACAAAGACUUCUUGUCUCCACGAGACGCUGAUGGACAUGGUUCCCACACAGCUUCAACCGCCGUUGGUCGCCGAGUAGACGGUGUUUCUGCACUAGGCGGUAUUGCUAUGGGUACGGCUUCAGGCGGCGCUUCACUAGCUCGUCUCGCCGUUUACAAAGCUUGUUGGGCGGUUCCAAACAAGGAAAAAUACGCCACAAACACUUGUUUUGAUGAAGAUAUGUUGGCUGCGUUUGACGAUGCCAUUGCUGAUGGUGUCAAUGUUAUCAGUAUUUCUAUUGGAACUGUUGAACCUCACACGUAUUUGGAGGAUGGAAUCGCGAUCGGAGCGUUGCAUGCAGUUAAAAGAGAUAUUGUGGUUGCGGCUAGCGCUGGAAAUGAUGGACCUGCGCGGGAAACUCUGUCGAAUCCAGCUCCGUGGAUUAUUACCGUCGGAGCUAGUAGUCUUGAUCGGUUUUUCGUCGGCCGUCUUGAACUUGGUGAUGGCUAUGUAUUCGAGUCGGACUCAUUAACAACAUUAAAGAUGGACAAUUAUGCUCCUCUAGUCUACGCUCCUGACGUGGUUGUUCCAGGCGUUUCAAGGAACGACGCAAUGCUAUGUUUACCGAAUGCACUUUCACCUGAUCAUGUGAGAGGUAAAGUGGUAUUAUGUUUAAGAGGUUACGGUUCAGGUUCAACAAUUGGUAAAGGUCUUGAGGUAAAGCGAGCCGGAGGAGUUGGUAUGAUAUUAGCAAAUUCUCGGGAUAACGAUGCAUUCGACGUUGAGUCUCAUUUCGUACCAACUGCUUUGGUUUUCUCAUCAACGGUCGAUAGAAUUCUCGAUUACAUCUACAAUACUUAUGAACCGGUUGCUUUCAUCAAACCGGCAGAAACAGUACUUUACCGAAACCAACCGGAAGAUUCGGUUUACCCAUACAAACCGGCUCCAUUUAUGACUAGUUUUCUACCGGAUAUUAUCGCGCCAGGACUGAAUAUAUUAGCCGCAUGGAGCGGGGCGGAUUCGGCAAGCAAAGAUUCGAUAGACCGACGAGUUUUAGAUUAUAAUCUCGACUCAGGAACUUCUAUGUCUUGCCCUCAUGUUGCUGGUGCAAUUGCCCUUCUCAAAAGCAUGCAUCCCACAUGGAGUAGUGCUGCUAUAAGAUCUGCCCUCAUGACCACUGCUUCGAUGACCAACGAGGACAAUGAACCAAUCCAAGACUAUGAUGGUUCACCCGCAAACCCAUUUGCACUUGGGUCAAGACAUUUUAGACCAACGAAAGCUGCAUCUCCCGGUUUAGUCUACGAUGCAUCAUACCAAUCUUACCUUCUCUACUGUUGUUCAGUUGGUUUAACCAAUCUUGACCCGACAUUCAAAUGUCCAAGUAGAAUCCCUCCCGGUUAUAACCUAAAUUACCCGUCAAUCUCAAUUCCAUAUCUCAGUGGGACAGUGACCGUUACAAGGACGGUUACAUGUGUUGGACGAACGGGUAAUUCAACAAGCGUAUAUGUCUUUAAUGCUCAACCGCCAAACGGUGUCUUGGUUAAGGCUGAACCAAAUGUUUUGGUCUUUGAUAAGAUUGGUCAGAAGAAGCGGUUUAACAUCAUUUUUACUACACAGAGAUAUGAGUUUACAGGUGAGGCUCGGAGGGAUCGAUAUCGGUUUGGAUGGUUUAGCUGGACCGAUGGACAUCAUGUUGUGAGGAGUUCAAUUGCUGUUUCUUUAGUAUGA